Messenger RNA from Clupea harengus (Atlantic herring), 3544 nucleotides. It is a transcript of the gene enpp1, whose product is annotated as ectonucleotide pyrophosphatase/phosphodiesterase 1. Gene Ontology annotation, cellular component: cell surface. The record is from RefSeq and is a predicted model, not a curated record. Gene Ontology annotation, molecular function: dinucleotide phosphatase activity; nucleic acid binding; phosphodiesterase I activity. NCBI's taxonomy places the organism in Eukaryota, Metazoa, Chordata, Actinopteri, Clupeiformes, Clupeidae. Gene Ontology annotation, biological process: regulation of bone mineralization; nucleoside triphosphate catabolic process; inorganic diphosphate transport.
CACACAUGCACUUCAUACAGAACAUUGCUGUCGUUACACUUCAGUGCGGAUCUUGAGUGGAAACGUCAACGAGAAAGAGAGGCGGUCCUUAGUAGAGACCUACAAAGUCUCUGGUAUAUCGUAGAAGUUUGGAUAACUCUCAUGCCGGUUCGUGCGGAACUAUGGAACUUCAAAAAAACGAGGAGCCCCCUCAACAUGCUGCCAACUUACUCGGGGCAGAGGGCGACAACCAAUGCAAACGUGCUGACAGUGCCCAAAAGACCCCGACAAACAAACGCAAUAUCCUAAUCUUGGUGGCGAUCCUGCUACUGCUACUAAGCAUCAUCCUUGCAACUGCAAUUGUCUUUGCCUUGAAGUCGUCUGCCUGUUGUAAAAACCAUAACAGCUGUAAGAAUCGGUGUGGGGAUGGUCCGUCUGGGUCUGGGUCGUGCCGCUGUGACCAGCAGUGUGAGAGGGAAGGCAGCUGCUGCUUAGACUACAAAGAAGUGUGUGAGGAGCCCCUUCAACUCUGGACGUGUACGAAAUUCCGCUGCGGUGAGAAACCGUUGGCCCAGAGCCUCUGCUCCUGCUCUGCCGAGUGUGUGAAGCGCGGCAACUGCUGUGCCAACUACAUCAGCACAUGCUCAGGAACGACCUCGUGGCAAGAGGAGGAAUGCGAGGACAUCGAGGAGCCACAGUGUCCUGCAGGGUUCUCAAGGCCCCCACUGAUCCUGGUGUCUCUAGAUGGUUUCAGGGCCAGCUACAUGAACUCCUAUGAGCGUCUAUUGCCUGUGCUCUCCAAACUGAAAAAAUGUGGCACCUCCACAUCAUACAUGAGGCCGGUCUAUCCCACGAAGACGUUCCCCAACCACUAUACCAUCGUCACCGGCCUGUACCCGGAGUCCCAUGGCAUUGUAGACAACAAGAUGUAUGAUGUGAACAGAAAUGCAGAGUUUGUCCUCAGAUCGAAGGAGAAGUUCAACCCCAAAUGGUACCUUGGAGAACCUGUCUGGCUCAGUGCAAUGAAGAAUGAUAUCAAGGCCGGAACCUUCUUCUGGCCUGGAGCGGAUGUGUCCAUUCAAGGGAAAUAUCCCACCUAUUACCAGGAGUAUGACGGGAAAAUCGCACACGAGAAGCGAGUGGCCACCAUUUUAGACUGGUUAAGAAUGCCUGAGGGAGAAAGGCCAGACUUCUACACUCUUUAUUUGGAGGAGCCAGACCAUUCUGGGCAUAUGUAUGGACCACAGAGCAGUCAGGUCAUUGAAGCUUUAAUUAAGGUGGACCGCACUGUUGGGCUGUUGAUGGAAGGACUGAAGAUGAGAAACCUUCAUAAAUGUGUGAAUGUGGUCGUCCUGUCCGACCAUGGCAUGGAGGAAGCCAGCUGCAGUAAGGCCGUCUACCUGAACUCGUACCCGGUCAACACCGGCGACUUCAGCCUCAUCAUGGGCCCGGCGGCCAGGAUCCGGCCAAAGAGACUUCCAGACGAGUUCUUUAGCUUUGACUAUGAAGGUGUAAUUGCGAAUCUUUCGUGCAGGACUCCAGACCAGCCCAUGCGGCCGUACCUGAAAGAGCACCUGCCAAAGAGGUUCCACUUUGCCAACAACAUCCGCAUUGAGCGGGCCCACCUCUACAUGAAAGAAACCCACUGGGCGGCCUUAGGCCCGUGGGACAGAAAGUAUUGCUCUGGUGGAUUCCACGGCUCAGACAACGUCUUCCAAAGCAUGCAGGCUAUAUUUAUAGGUCAUGGCCCUGGACUGAAGCAUAAGACCACUGUCCCCCCUUUUGAAAACAUUGAAGUGUACAACCUAAUGUGUGACUUGAUGGACAUAAAGCCUGCUCCCAACAAUGGGACCCACGGAAGCCUGAAUCAUCUUUUGAAGAGGCCUCGGCACGUCCCAGCCUACCCCGCAGAGAUGUCCUCUGCCUCGUCCUGCACCGCAACCACCUCCAUUCCCGCCGAUGACCUGGGAUGCACCUGUCCUUCUCUCACUGAAGCACAGGUGCAGGAUCUCAACACAGAACUCAUGCAGCAUUCAGAUCCAACAGUCAAGCCAGUUCAUCUGCCGUACGGGAUUCCCAGAGUUCUACAGGAGAAUGUGGACUACUGUGUGCUCCUCCACUCCGACUACAUCACUGGGUUCAGCAAGGACAUUCGCAUGCCUCUGUGGGUCGCUUACACACUGAAUACAGGGGACACUUUUGGAGACGCGAGCCAAGAUUGUGUGCGUGCCGACGUGCGAGUGUCCCCCAGCAUGAGCCAGAGCUGCGCCUCCUACAGAGGCGACCCCAACAUGACCUUUGGCCUCCUGCACCCCCCCAAUCUGAGUUCAAAAGACAAUGAGUGGGACUCACUACUCACCAGCAACAUGGCCCCCAUGUUCCCCGUGUUCUUAGAUGUUUGGGAGCAUUUCCACAAAAUCGUGGUCAUGAAAUACUCAAAACAGAUGAAUGGAGUCAAUGUCAUCAGUGGCCCUAUCUUUGACGUAAACUUCGACGGCAACUAUGAUGAUCAGACGAAGCAGGCACUGAAUGACGCUCCAGUGCCCACUCAUUUCUUCGUGAUCCUGACAGGCUGUAAAAACUCCUCCCUCUCCCCCCACGAAUGUGAAGGGCCGCUGGACGCGGUGGCUUUCAUCCUACCUCACAGGCCGGACAGGCAGGAGAUGUGCUCGAGCAAAAAUGACUUCCAUUGGGUGGAAGAAUGGGCCAAGCUCCAUGUGGCGAGAGUCCGAGAUGUGGAACUCCUGACGGGGCUGAGCUUUUACCACGACCAGCUAGAAAUAGACAAGACCUUACAGCUCAAGACUUCCCUGAAGACGUUCUAGAAAACCCAUCGCUGUGGACCGAGACACUCACUCUUCAGUCAUUUUUUUCAUAGUCAGGAUUUUUUUUUUAAAGGCUUUAUUGUACAUUUGACAUAUCACAAGGAAACAGCGGUGAACCAAAAUGGAGGUUUACCUGCCAGUGCGGCCAAAGAGUAGUACACACUGUCUCAUGUCCCGUAGUGAGCGAGUUGAGAUGUACAAAUGCUGGAAUGAAAAAAAGGGCUCAAAUUAACUCAUUCUGGGCGCAGCUCUCUUUCUGUUUGUGAAACAGCGAGUGAUUUUUAAUAGCAGCAUCCCUCCAAGAAACCACAGCCACUUUUGGGCAGAAUUUUUGACAGAAUUUUUUUUUUUAGUAAGGAAUCUUGGCAGCAUUUUUAACUUGAUGUCAGUAAUUUGUGUGUGAGGCCAGUCGGGAGCUGUGGAUAGCCACAGCAAGUAUAAAAAAAAUAAAAAAAUAAAUAAGUGAAUAACAAGACAAUAACAGGAAGCCAGCACACAUAUACACACACACCAUUCUGGGGCUGCUAUUUGCCCAAUGUUGUGAGAAGGCCUUUGUGUUUCAAUUUGUUUGUUUAUUUUGUCUGUUUGUUUUUGUUGUGUAUAUUUAUGAUUUGUUUGUUGAAUGGUCAAUGGAGAGGUCUAUUUUGUUUAUUUUGAUGUUUUUAUAUUUGUUAUUUUCUUGUAAUUGUGAACUUUUGUCAAAGUAUAAGUAAACUAUUUGAUAAUGGUUACCGCCUCCA